This is a messenger RNA of Biomphalaria glabrata, 2886 nucleotides long. RefSeq lists its product as uncharacterized. Bases 1543 to 2886 code for a protein of 447 amino acids. Lineage: Eukaryota; Metazoa; Mollusca; Gastropoda; Planorbidae. The record is from RefSeq and is a predicted model, not a curated record. The transcript is spliced from 2 exons.
AUUAAUUUAUUUACUCGCUAUUAAUCAUCAAUUUUAUUAAUUUAUCCAAUCAAGCGCUAAAAAACACAGCCACCACCCCUCCAAUCCAACCCCACCCCAUUUGGCAGCGAUGUCACAUUUUACUAUCCCCACCUUGACACGUGCCACACUAGACUCUUGACAAGAGUACGCUCCCCUUUUCCUAUCUUGGCAAACAUCCGUUGACCCCCCCCCCCUUGUUGGGAGCGGCUGGUCACUUCAAAGUGCCCAUUCAACUCAACGCCUCGGGCAACGCUGUUCGUCUGGCACUAGCCUUUAUCAAGGUAUAAUCUCCCUUGAUGUACCCAGCUCUGAUAAUCUCCCCUUCAUAAUCCACCUGACCACCUGGGCUGAUUUCCUGGGCUUUCAACUCGCGCCUUCGCGCAAUGUCUAUCUCCCGGAAACUCUCGUCACGGUCAAGCGUGGACCCCCUUUGUCAAAGACGUCAAAUAGUCUAGACCACCUUUGCACCUAUCUCCCGCCACUCACCCCCCCCCCCUUGGCUAUCCACGUGUAUAUGGACAAACUUCAUCGUCCGAUCUCAUUCACGCUGGAGAGCCCACAGGGAGCACAUCUAUCUCUUGCUUGAGCUCUAGACUAUUUUCAUUCCCUUAUUUCACUUUGGAUUGGUGCUUUUAUCUAUAGGCUACAUCCGCCUGAAAUCUUAGCAACCUAAAGCUGAUAGCAGAUUUGCUGGCACCAGAUCUGUAGACAUCAGACCUACUCAUCCUUCAAGAGUCCAAGUAACAACGCUAGCCACAGACCCGUCACUGGCUUAACUGAUUGGUAGACGCAGCUUAGCUCUGCAACCAUACAAGUUGGACUGCACACGGAGCCUGGAUCCACUACGCCAGCCCACCAGCAGACAGCAUCAGUAUCAGCCACACCAGUCUCACCAGUGCAGCACAGGACCAAAAGCUAAGCAACCAGCCUAAUGACACUCAGACCACUUGGUUCUAAUAUCUGAUGAUGAUAGUCUCCUAUAUAUGUAAAUACGCUAGAUCCCAUACUAGCAACUGUACAGCAUUUCACCUUCCAUUAUCUUAUUUUGUAUAAUAAACUGUACAUAAGUUUACAUCUAAAUAUAGUAUUUGUUGCCUGCAUUAUAACGCUGUGCUUGUAGUUUAUAUGUGCAAGUAAGGAUUCUCAAACCAUAAAAAUCCCCUAGACACCCAAAACGGCCAAUAUCUUAAUCCGACUUGUCACAAUGGGGGCUCGUCCGGGAUUUACCCAACUAAUACUUCAAGCACAGCAGGCAACUUCCCAGUAUUUUAACUAUCAUCAUUGUUAGAGCACAAGACUAUAGAGUGUCAUUCAGAGCUAUUUUAUUUUUAUAAUUUUGUAUUGCUGUGAUUGUACUUCAUUUACAGGUUCUUAAGCACCAAACAAAGGUUAAUACCACCUUUCCUAUUACUCUUAAGUAAUUGCUUUCAGCAGCUCCGUCAUCGUCUCCACCUCUUACUCUACCUUCCGCUUUUCCCCCCUCAUUACCCACCACUCACCAUCCUAGCACCCCUCACCACCAUGGCCAGUGGCACACGCUCUAAAGCGGACUCUGACAUGAAACAAAAAAUAGCUGAACUCAGAGAACUCGCGGCCGUCAUAUAUGACGAUGAGGCAACGCAGAAAGAAUUUCUGAGGGCAGAAUUUGAGAAGGAGAAGAAAAGGGAACAUGAAAUAGCUAUGGAGAGAGAGAAAAGGGAAGCUGAAGUAGCCAUAGCCAAAGAGAAGGAAAAAAAGGAAGCUGAAAUAGCUAUAGCUAAAGAAAAGGAAAUCACGGAGCGAGAAAGGGAAAAACAAAUAACUGAGAGAGAGAGGAUAACCGCGGAGAAAGAGAACGGAACCGCCAGUCAAGCUUCCUCCGGAUCUCGCCCGGCUAGCCCUGCCUCCCAGCAAAGUUCCUCAAACGGCCUACCCCACAUGCCAAUGGAGCACUUCGACGACAAGACAGAGAACAUCGAAGUUUAUCUUGUCCAUUUCGAAGAAGUUGCGAGCUACUACGGUCUGCCAGAGGAGAAAUGGUGCUUCCGGCUAUCCCAAUGCCUCCGAGGCAAAGCCUACGAAGUUUACUCUAAACUUCCCUCCGGCCAGCGAGAAGACUACGCAGCCCUCAAACAGGCGCUACUCGUCCAAUUCGAGCUGACUGCCGAGGCUUACCAAAAGAAAUUCAGGACAUCCCGCCUAGAGCGCCGAGAGACCUACGGUAAUCUCUGCGACAGGUUGGACAAAUACCUGAAGAGGUGGCACACUCUCAGCGAACUGCCAGAGACCUUGGACGGCCUAAUGAGCCUCAUACUCGCAGAGCAGUUGCUAGAGUGCCUGCCGAACGAAGUCAAAAUCUUUGUUAGGGAGCAGCAAGCCGCUACACCAGCCGACAUAGCUUCAGCUGCAGACCGGUACGCGACUGCCCGCAAAGACGUUAAGGACAUCAAAAGCAAGACCUCAUCCUCGGACAAACCAGAGGACCAGCCAACUUCUUCCAACAAACACGCUCCUUCUAGCCAACCCGCUCCUUUUGCUAAACCUCAGCACCAAAAAGCACCAAUCCAACGACCAGCCACGCCUACUAGCUACGACAGACGAAGCCACCCGCCUCGACAUGGCCAGACCAAUAACCAUCACCGUGACCGGAACGGCACGAGUGACCACAGGCCCAAUCGACAGCAGCAGGCUCCACGUACUGUGUCAGCCAUGACUGAGCUCCCUGAACCCUCUUUGCAUAAUCAGCCAUCGCCUCUUGAUGAGGAAGAGGAGGACUAUUACGUCAUAUCAGCGCUGACCGUGGCCCCUGAACCCACUGCUUGUGGCCUUACCCAACCCUUACCCAACCGAUACUGCCUCACCCCACCUUAUCACCUCCUGGGGUAG